Gadus macrocephalus (Pacific cod) is the source of this 3074-nucleotide messenger RNA. It is a transcript of the gene kcnb1, whose product is annotated as potassium voltage-gated channel, Shab-related subfamily, member 1. Gene Ontology annotation, cellular component: voltage-gated potassium channel complex; membrane. NCBI's taxonomy places the organism in Eukaryota, Metazoa, Chordata, Actinopteri, Gadiformes, Gadidae. Gene Ontology annotation, molecular function: delayed rectifier potassium channel activity; protein binding. The record is from RefSeq and is a predicted model, not a curated record. Gene Ontology annotation, biological process: potassium ion transmembrane transport; protein homooligomerization.
GGGGGAUGCUGUGGAACUACCUCCAGACGUGAGAUACGACGCCGCUUGUGAACUCAAGUAGCCCGUCCGAAUGGGUCCUCCACGUAGCCUACUUGUUGAUCUUUUUACAUCGGACUAACAUUUUUUUAUUCGCCCUGGGAACACGGUGGCUCGCACAUCAGUCGCUUGUCGGAUCUCGUUGUCAUGUCGGAGGCAGAGGAGGGUUCCACCGAUGCAACGUUUGAAAGGGAAAGGGUCCAAUCCCGGGAAUAAUAAAACCAAUAACCGCUCCUCCUUUGCAAUAGUUCGGCAUCGUUUUGGCUGCCUCAGGAAUAUUCUUUUUCCAGGAACGAGACGGUAAUGGAAGAGCAGGCAUCAUGUUGUCCAUAGCCAGGGAGAUGCUCCUCCGCCCCCCCUCCCGUCCGACUUCAUGAUGGACAAGCCCCCCACGGAGCUCCACCACCACCACGCGGCCUCGCGCUCCACCGCCUCCCUCCCCCCUGACCCGGUGGACCUCAGCCAGACCAAGGGCGGCUUCCGCCGGGUGCGGCUCAACGUGGGGGGCCUCCCGCACGAGGUGCUGUGGCGGACCCUGGACCGGCUGCCCCGCACGCGGCUGGGCAAGCUGCGGGACUGCGACGGCCACGACUCCCUGAUGGAGGUGUGCGACGACUACAGCCUGGACGAGAACGAGUACUUCUUCGACCGCCACCCGGGCGCCUUCACCUCCAUCCUCAACUUCUACCGCACGGGCAAGCUCCACAUGAUGGAGGAGAUGUGCGCGCUGUCCUUCAGCCAGGAGCUGGACUACUGCGUCGACGAGAUCUACCUGGAGUCCUGCUGCCAGGCGCGCUACCACCAGAAGAAGGAGCAGAUGAACGAGGAGCUGAAGCGCGAGGCGGACAACCUGAAGGUGCGGGAGGGGGAGGAGUUUGACAACACCUGCUGCGCGGAGAAGAGGAAGAAGCUCUGGGACCUGCUGGAGAAGCCCGGCUCGUCCAUCGCAGCCAAGAUCCUGGCCAUCAUAUCCAUCCUCUUCAUCGUCCUGUCCACCAUCGCCUUGUCUCUGAACACCCUCCCGGAGCUCCAGGACACCGAUGAGUUCGGCCAAUCCACUGACAACCCCCAGCUGGCCCACGUGGAGGCGGUGUGCAUCGCCUGGUUCACCAUGGAGUACCUGCUCCGCUUCCUCUCCUCCCCCAACAAGUGGAAGUUUUUCAAGGGCCCGCUGAACGUCAUCGACCUGCUGGCCAUCCUGCCCUACUACGUCACCAUAUUCCUGACCGAGUCCAACAAGAGCGUGCUGCAGUUCCAGAAUGUCCGGCGGGUGGUGCAGAUCUUCCGCAUCAUGCGGAUCCUGCGCAUCCUGAAGCUGGCCCGGCACUCCACUGGCCUGCAGUCUCUGGGCUUCACCCUGAGGAGGAGCUACAACGAGCUGGGUCUGCUCAUCCUCUUCCUGGCCAUGGGCAUCAUGAUCUUCUCCAGUCUCGUCUUCUUCGCCGAGAAGGAUGAGGACGACACCAAGUUCAAAAGCAUUCCGGCGUCUUUCUGGUGGGCCACCAUCACUAUGACCACCGUGGGUUACGGAGACAUCUACCCCAAAACUCUCCUGGGGAAGAUAGUGGGGGGUCUGUGUUGUAUAGCAGGAGUACUGGUGAUAGCCCUGCCCAUUCCUAUCAUUGUAAAUAACUUCUCAGAGUUUUAUAAGGAACAGAAAAGACAGGAGAAGGCUGUGAAACGAAGGGAGGCUCUGGAGAGGGCCAAGAGAAACGGCAGCAUUGUCUCCAUGAACAUGAAAGAGGCUUUUGCACGAAGUGCAGAGCUGAUGGAUGUGGUGGUGGAGAAGAGCGAGCGACCGCAGCAAAACCACCUGUCCCCCAGCCGCUGGAAAUGGACUCCCAAGAGGGCUGGCUCGGAGACCAGCUCCAAUCACUCUUUAAAUGCCAAGGAGCUAGGCUCUCCGAGCAAAGAUGGAACCGCCAGUCCUCAGAGGCUUAAUGCCCAGAAGCUGGAGGAGAUGUACAACCAGAUGGCCAUGACGCAAUCCCAGCCAAAUCUCAAUGCAAAAGACAAAAGCUCCCGAGUUGGCAAACACAGGGAUGAAAUAGAGCUGGGAGCUAUCCCAGACCAGGGCCAGCCCAUGAUGGGCACGAGGGAGGCGGCGGGAGACAUGAAGAGCUUGUCGAGCAUUGAUAGCUACAUCAGUUGCGCCACAGACUUCCAGGAGAACACCCGGUUCCCCCAUAGUCCAGCUGUGGGCCUUGGCCUCCAAGACAGCAGCAGGCGUUUCUCCCACAGUCCUGCCAGCGUCCUGGGUGGUGGACGCGCCAGUGCCAAGACAGUCCUGCAGCCCCCCCUGGAGCACGAGCCUGUGUUCACGCCCAUAUCCGGUACUCUCUUCCCCGAAAAGACACCGAAAUUCUUCUUCUCCAGCAACUUUUCCAAAAACCGCACCCCUAAAGGCAGUUGCCGUAGUGACGGGGACAGCGGCCCCUCCCCCAUGUCCGACAGCUCAGUCCUCUCCGACCACUCACUGUUGACCUCCGGGGCGUCCGUCUACACCACGGCCAGCAGCAGGACCCCGCCCAAGUCCCCGGAGAGCACCACGCUGACGCAGGCCGUGUUCACCUUCCACGACUCGUCCAUCAGCAAGUACAUCGACGCCGACACGGACGACGACGAGCACCUGCGGGACAUCUCCGACGCCAACCCCUCCGAGCGCCUCCUGGCGGGCUCCAGCCCCAAGUGCCGCCUCAACAGCACCUACCAGAGGGGCACCAACCACCUAGAAACGGCCCAGAAAAUGCUGGGCCAUAACUGUCUGUUCCCCCUCGAGGGGAUUCGGAAGGGGAUCCACGAGAACCACGUGGUGCCCGAGGCGACGCGCAAAGUCAAAGUAGGGAGGGGAACGCCGAACAAAUUGAACGAGAGUCUCUGAGAGCAAGGGCAGGGAGCGAGAGCACGACCAGCACAACUAGGGGGGUAAAAUAAGUGUAGCACGCAAACAUGAGAGUGUCAUGGUGGACCAUUCCGGAGGGACACAAAAACACUCUGGAUGAACAACAGAUAACAGAACAUAGGCCGGGAGGGAGAGC